Molecule: messenger RNA, 1585 nt
Organism: Cryptomeria japonica (Japanese cedar)
Lineage: Eukaryota; Viridiplantae; Streptophyta; Pinopsida; Cupressales; Cupressaceae
Product: abscisic acid receptor PYL9
Exons: 3
Coding region: 498-1085 (195 amino acids)
Biological process (GO): abscisic acid-activated signaling pathway
Cellular component (GO): nucleus; cytoplasm
Molecular function (GO): signaling receptor activity; abscisic acid binding; protein phosphatase inhibitor activity
Source: RefSeq, a predicted model, not a curated record
UGGAUCAAAGAUAUUUAAUGUGUACGAAUUGAUAUCGAGGGAAAAUAGAUUAUGGGUGUCUGAAAAGAGUGAAAUGCUUGUCGGCUGACACGUGUUAUGUUGUGAAAAGGAGUCAGGGAUAGCACCUUUGGGCUUCCCUAAACAACACAAGUCCUUCAAUGCGAAAAAAGUGCUGCAGAUGAAUGGUUGAUUUUGGGUCUCAGAGACAAAUUUUGCUUCUUUGUGGCAUUUCUAUUGCUUGCUUCUCGUUUAAGUACUAGCAAGUGCAAUUAAUAGAGUAUAGAAAGGAGAAAGAGAGAGAGACUUCUACAGUGGAAUUAUUUGGAGUUAUUUAGGUAGAAAUAUAUAUCUUUAUCUUCUUCGGUUGAGGGAAUAGCCUGGUCUAGAGUAGUCUAUCAGGUGGGUACUGGAUCUGGAAUUGAUUGCACAUACCCAAUUGAGAAAUAAUUGUGGGUUUAAGUUCUAUACUUUGAAUUAGAGGCUGCUCAGUGUUAGAAAUGGAUGGAAGUAGGGGUAGCUGGAGAGAAGGAAGGUUGUGGCUAGGAGGAAAUAUGGAGUCAGAUUAUGUUUUAAGAUACCACAGACAUGAGUUGCAGGGAAAUCAGUGCACGUCUCAACUUGUAAAACAUAUCAAGGCUCCUGUACAUCUGGUAUGGUCCAUAGUCAGAACAUUUGACCAACCCCAAAAGUAUAAGCCCUUUGUUCAUAGUUGCACAAUGAGGGGUGAUAUCAGAGUAGGAAGCAUAAGGAAUGUGAACGUCAAAACUGGUCUACCAGCAACAGCUAGUGAAGAGAGAUUAGAAAUCUUGGAUGACAAUGAACAUAUUUUGAGCGUCAAAAUUCUUGGUGGUGAUCAUCGGCUGAAGAAUUACUCUUCAACAGUGACAGUUCAUCCAGAGAUGAUAGAUGGGAGGCCAGGCACUAUGGUAAUUGAAUCAUAUGUGGUUGAUGUUCCAGAUGGAAACACCAAGGAAGAAACCUGUUACUUUGUAGAAGCAUUAGUCAAAUGCAAUCUCAAGUCCCUUGCGGAUGUGGCAGAAAAAUUGGCAUCACAGCACCACACAGAACUUCUGGAGAGAGCAUAGUCUGAGGCGGGACCAUAUACCCAAACUAUUUUUCCACACCAUUGUGAAAACCUGCAUCUUGGGCCUAGCUGGAUGUGUUUUGGAGGCAGAAAGCUUUGAAGUUCUACUUCCCAUAUUUCUAUUUCUAUUUGAAAAAGACUAGUGUUACUCUCUCUUGUAAGAAUUUUGUGGGGUCAAAGGGUGUUCUAUGUUUUUCCCCGAACACAGCCUAGAAGUGGGUAUAAUGAAUUUGACAUGGCCUAUAGAGGAGAUAUACAUACUAAGAAAGGUUCUCAUGUUGCUUCCUACUUUUGCCUACCAGGGAAACCUGUUACUCUUGUGGUCCGGAAUGGAGCCUUGGGCUCCUGUGGCUUUGUGUGCAUGUCAUAUUGAAUGUCUAUAAACUGUAAUUUAUAUGUUUGAGAGUCCGAAAACCUGCAGAAAUUCUUAUUUUCCAUUUCCUUGGAAACCAUCAUACAUAUAUGAUCUAUAUGGUAGUGGUGUAAUCUUUUUUCUUUUCA